AUGUUAAUUUCUAUCUCAUCCUGUUCAUAUCUAUCUAUCUAUCUAAAAUUUAUUCAUAUCUAUGUUAAUUUCUCUCAUCCUGUUCAUCUCAAUCUAUCUAUCUAUCUUAAAUUUAUUCAUAUCUAUGUUAAUUUCUAUCUCAUCCUGUUCAUAUCUAUCUAUCUAUCUAUCUAUCUAUCUCAGCCUUCUGGUCAUAUCUAUCUAUCUAUCUAUCUAUCUAUCUAUCUAUCUAUCUAUCUAUCUAUCUAUCUAUCUAUCCUCUGUCUGUGUUUUGCAGCAGGAAAAUAUCUACAUUAUAUGGUGGAAAAUGUUAUCUACCUGUGUCUAUUGAUUUAUUUCAUUCUGCUUUUAUCUAUCUAUCUAUCUCAGCCUGUUAAUCUAUCUAUCUAUCUAUCUAUCUAUCUAAGGCUGUUCAUUAUCUAUCUAUCUAAGUCUGUUCAUUAUUUAUCGCUUUCUCUCUCUCUCUCUCUCUUUAUUUAUCUAUUUAAGUCUGUUCAUUAUCUGUCUAUCUAUUUAUCUCAAUUCAUAUGUAUGUAUUUUAUUUUUUUUAAUUUUAGGUAA
This is a messenger RNA of Acanthosepion pharaonis, 561 nucleotides long. Lineage: Eukaryota; Metazoa; Mollusca; Cephalopoda; Sepiida; Sepiidae. The record is from the annotation of a GenBank genome assembly.